AUGGUCAGCAAUCGCCUCGACAAGGUACACAAGCAGAUCGCCAAGAAGAAGGGCAAGAAUCCAAAUCUCCACGAGGGCAGCCGGGACACCAAGCGACUACAAAGCGCAGCGCAAAGAGAUGAUAAGCUGAACCGCCUGAGCAAAAUCCGAGAAAACCAGAAUCGCACAUAUUUGUCUCGGAUAAAAUCUUUCCAAUCAUACACCACAGAGCAUGAAUCGCCACUUAACGUGGCUGAAAUCCAGGCCAUGAUUGAAGAUUAUGUAGGCAGAGAUGAUGAGGAGCUGGCAAAACUUAAAGCAGAACGCCGUCCAGGGAGGCCGCCAAGCACGCGCCAAAAUCUGCUUGAGAUUAAUCAAAAGACUGAGCGGGACGAGUACGCCUCUGGCUUCUGGGUACCGGAUCUCGAGGAUGCAGCCAAUCUGCGCAAGCUGAAGGAGUGGAACGGCAUGUGGGCUCAGCUGGCCAUGCUCAAGUUCUGCAGGAUUUCAAAGGAAGGCUUCAAGCGCGAGUCCAGUUUUCCGCCAAAGGGUAUGUCGUGA
Molecule: messenger RNA, 540 nt
Organism: Bipolaris sorokiniana ND90Pr
Lineage: Eukaryota; Fungi; Ascomycota; Dothideomycetes; Pleosporales; Pleosporaceae
Exons: 2
Coding region: 1-540 (179 amino acids)
Cellular component (GO): nucleus
Source: RefSeq, a predicted model, not a curated record